CCUCUACCAUUUGCCCUUGAGUUACUGUAUAAAAGCCUGCGUGUUGUCUUUUGCUGCACUCUGACACCAACAUGUCUCUCCUUCAACAAGUUAUCGUUGCUUCCCUGGCAGCCUUCGUGGCCGCUAAUUGCCCCCCGAAUUUCUUCGAGUCCGGAGGCCUCUGCUUCAGCGUCAUUGACAAGCCCGGGGUGAACAUGACGUGGGAGGAGUGCAGGGGUCUGUGUGAGAAGGAGGCAGAGGGGGUGUGGAAGGCCGACCUGGCUGUCUUUGACAAUGCUGAAGAACUGGAAGCCUUCUCCAUCACCUGGCUCGAGAUCUCCAAUACGCUGCCCGAACAUCCCUACAUGUGGAUCGGCGUGCACAAAAUGGACGGCCAAUGGGUCACCCUGGACGGCACUCACAUCACUCACCAGAACCUGAUGUGGCACGUGGGUCACCCUCACGACAUGGGAAUCAACGCCUUCCUGGAGGACAUCACCAAGACCACAGGCGAGAACUCCUACGGACGUCUGUACAUGAGCUGUUCAAUGGGAGUGCACGAGCACCACAGCCGCUGUCUGUGUGAAGCUAACUGAUAGAAACGACACAGACAAAAGUGAUUAAGCUCCUCCCUCUCCUUUUCCUUUUUUUUCUUCCUUCUUUUCUUACUAUUCCCUCUCCUUCAUGUCUUUCUCUUCCUGCAUACUAACUACUCCACACAUACAUGUUGAAUGUACAGAAGUAUUUUGACAGGCAUUGUUAAGAUCGUUGUCCAAGAAUCUGCUCCACACGAUAUGGAAAAGAAAUUCUGCUACAAAGAAAACAAAGAACUUCCAGCUUCACACGAAGGAAGAAAAGAACGUAAAGGAAGGAAGAACGUAACAUGUUUUCCUGACGCAGUCAUCUCUCGUAAACAGCUUGUCAUAUCAUGAGACACAUUCAACAGCGUCUCGACGAUCCAAGUGUUAACUCUUCAGUCAUUCCUUAAGUUGCCGAGCCGCCGUUCAUAGAAAACUGACCCACGUUACUUGUAAGUGUGACUUAAUUAUCUGUAAACUAUCCUUUAUAACAAACACUGUACUCGGCAUAUGUUGUUCAUCAUCAUAAGAAACAAUAAAGAAAUGUAAAUUC
Molecule: messenger RNA, 1110 nt
Organism: Scylla paramamosain (green mud crab)
Lineage: Eukaryota; Metazoa; Arthropoda; Malacostraca; Decapoda; Portunidae
Exons: 3
Coding region: 72-575 (167 amino acids)
Source: RefSeq, a predicted model, not a curated record